Molecule: messenger RNA, 10699 nt
Organism: Salvelinus fontinalis (brook trout)
Lineage: Eukaryota; Metazoa; Chordata; Actinopteri; Salmoniformes; Salmonidae
Product: golgin subfamily B member 1-like
Exons: 22
Coding region: 110-9307 (3065 amino acids)
Cellular component (GO): endoplasmic reticulum-Golgi intermediate compartment; cis-Golgi network; Golgi apparatus
Source: RefSeq, a predicted model, not a curated record
UUUCCGGGAUGUUUGGUGAUGUGGCUAUGCACAGAAAUUCAGCAGAGGAUAUUCUUCAAAUAGAUAGCAGAAACCGGUAUCUGAGAAGCACUCAUACAGUUUCGGCUACAUGCUCAGCCGGCUGUCCCAGGGCUUUACCAACGUCCUGCAGGAGCUGUCUGGGGACGAGCCCCCCGAUGGAGCUUCUCAGGAUAUGUUGGUUCCCCAACUCCCCCCUGGAGAUGCCCCCGGGGCCCCUGAGGAGUCUGGGCCUGGGGUGGAGGAGGAGCCCCUGGAGAGGCUGGCCCAUCUGGAGCAGCUGACAGUGCAUCUCAAGGAGGUGGUCAGAGAUAAGGACAGCCAGCUGGCCACCUUCGAAACGCAGCUCAAGAGCGAAAGGGAGACAGCGGAGGCACGCUUCACUAAACUGAAGCUGCAGGCCAAAACCAAGAUGGCUGCUCUGAACAAACAAAUUGCUGACUUCAAAGGGCAGGAGGGAGCAGCAAGCUCUCCAGACAGCUCCUUCACCGGCUCAGCUCCUGCUGUGGAGGAGGAACUCCAGGAGCUGAGGAAGCAGCUCAGUGAGGUCUCGACCUCGAUGAAGAACCUCGAGGAGCGUCUCCAGAUGUCCGAACAGGCCCUGUGUGAAAAGGAAGCCGUACACACGGAGCAGGUUCGUGUGCUUCAGGCAGUUGUCUGUGAAAAGGACGUGCGUUUCCAGGAGCAGAUCCAGAAGCAUGAGGACGAGCUGCUGAGGGUCACAGUGCAGAGGCAGACUGACGCCGAGCUGCAGCAAGUACAGCAGACUCUACGUACAUCCCAGCGGCGUUGUGAGGAGCAGGAGGAAGCCAUGCGGUCACACUGCCAGGUGCUGGAGAUGCUGCAGGGGGAGCUGAACAAUGCCGACCAGCAGAAACAGAUCCUCACGGCUCAGUUCCGCCAGAGGGAGCAGGAGCUGGCUGAGGCUGGCAGGCAGAGGGAGCAGGAGCUGGCUGAGGCUGGCAGGCAGAGGGAGCAGGAGCUGGCUGAGGCUGGCAGGCAGAGGGAGGAGGAGCUGGCUGAGGUUGGCAGGCAGAGGGAGGAGGAGAGACAGCAGUGGGCUGGGUGGUCCAGCCAGGCCCAGGCAGAGCUGGAGGCCCUCCGAGCCAACCUGGAGGCCUCCGAGAGGGACAGAGCAGCCCAGCUAGCCAACCUGGAGGCCUCAGAGCACGACAGAGCUGCUCAGCUAGCCAACCUGGAGGCCUCAGAGCAAGACAGGUCAACCCAAAUGGAGGAGCUGACAGUGAAACUGGAGUGGGCCACUAGAGAGCGGGAGGAAGUGACCAACAGAGAACUAGUCAGGUUGGAGAAGGAGCUUGCUGCCUUAAGAGAGGAGCAUGGAGAGGGACAAAGGGCAGGAGAGGCCCUGGCUGAGUUGUUGACAGGCCUGCGCUCUCUGGCUGGUGAGGGGGCCGAGGAGGACAGCCCUAUUUCCACCGACCCGGCCCUGUGCCUGGGUACACUGCAGGCCCUGGAGGCCCGGCUGGAGAGGCUGAGGGUGAAGCAGAGGGAGAGCGAGGAACGCUGCGCCCAGGUCACCCACACCAUGGAGACAUUGCAAGAACAACUGGAUAAGCGCACUGCAGAAGGCGAAGAGGCAGUUGCUAAGAUACAACAGCUGGAGCAGCAAAUUGGAAUGGCUGCUAGGGAGUCAUUGGUCCAGUGUGUGACUGACCCGUCUGUGGAAGAAGUGACUGAUGCUGAAAAAGCCCAAAUAUUGGCUCUGGAGCGGCAGCUAUUGGAGAAAGACCAUGAGUUGGCUGCCCUGAGAGAGAGUCUUGUGCUGGCUGAAGAGCAGGGCUCAAAUGAUGCUUUCAAGGUAAGCUCUGAUCAGAUUCUAGACCAGAGUGAGGACACUGCCAUGGCGCCCUGCGACAGUCCUACAAUGCUGCCAGACCUCCUAGAAGACACGCGAGAGGAGGACACCAGCCUGGUGGCAGAGGAUAGGUCAAUCCUGUCAGUCUCCGCUGAUAACGAGAGCAGUCCAGAGCUCAUUGAACCCCAGUCUGACUCUCCCGGAGAAUCUAAGGGGGCCUCCUCUGAUGAGAUGGUCACUAGCAGUGACUCCGAGGUGGCCCACAGCAGCUGGACCCUCCUAGAGGCUGUGAACCAAGAUGAAGGUCAGCAGUCGCCUCCCAUACUGCAGGGCUUUGGCCAGCUCCAGAUGCAAUCCUGGGAAGAGAACAGCUCUGAGCAGGAAACAUCCACAGUCCAGGUGGAGUCCUCAUCAGUCAUCAUCCGUGAGACUGUGCAGGUGCACCUCAGCCAGCAGGGGGCAACCCUCUCUGACUCUGCCCCUGGACAGGUGUUUGCCCAGGACCUGGCAGAUGAGAUGCAGAACAGGUACAGUGAGCUCAUGGCUGAGCUCCAGAGAUUGAGAGAGGCUGCCUCAGAGUCACGGGAGAGAACCGAAGGCCUUGAGGAAGAGAUUCGGUCCCUGGCAGCUGCCAAGGAUGAGGCAGAGUCCCAGGCCCAGAGAUAUGAGGAAGAGCUCCAGUCAGCCAGGUCAGAGAUGGACACGGUGGCCCAGCACAGUGGCUCUGAGUUGGAGAGGCAGAGCAUGGAGAUGCAUCUCCUGGAGGAGCAGCUGGCCAGCCUGCAGACAGAAGGCCGCUCCAAGGAGCAGAAGAUCCAGGCCCUGCAGGCAGACCUGGACGAGGCUCAGCGCUCUCUCUCUGAGCAGGAGGGUCAGGCCAGGAUGCUGAGCGCCCAGCUGGAAGAAGGGGAGAUCACCUCCUCUGAGCUGGAGCAGAAGCUCCAAGACAUGGAGGCCAGCCUGCUGGAGUUCUCUCAGGCUAGGGACAUGGCCAAAGCUGUACUGUCUGAGAGGGACACUGAGAUUAAAGAGCUGCAACUGCGUAUCACCCAGAAAGAGCAGGAGAUGAUGGAGCUGAGCAAUGGCAUGUCUGCCAAACUGCUCCAGACCGGUGAGGAGAAGUUCCUGAUGAGCACUGAGAUCAAGAAACUGAAGAAGCAGAUAACUGAGCUUGAGAAAGCUGGAGAAAAGGAGAAAGCGGCAGGGGUGAGUCAUGUAGAGGAUGGUGAUGAGCUCACUAGUUUGCGAAAGGACAAAGAGGAUCUGACAACCCAAGUGGCCACCAUUAAAAAGAGGUUGCAGGCAGCCCUGGUGCAGCGCAAAGAGCUGAUGAAAAAAGUUGCAGAGUUUGAGAAAGAGGCAGAUCAAAGGAAAGGACAAGUAGGGAAAGCAACGGAGGAAGCCCCUGCAAGUGUACCAGCUUUAGAAAAAGACAGAAAACAAGAGGUUAUUGCAAUUGAGACUACUUUCGAAGAGUUCAGACAAGCCUUGAAGUCCAAAGAAGAGGCCAUGGAGGUUUUGGAACAGAAAAUCAGCCAGCAGGAUCAGGUUCUGGAAGAGACACUUGAAAUGAACAGAAGGCUGAGUGAGGGAGCUGAGCAGACUCCAGAGGCUGACACCUCAGCUGAAAUCCCUGGGUUGCAGUCCCAGGUGGCCUCACUGGAGUCAGAUUGCGAAACACUGCAAAAGAAACUCCAGGAGGCCCAGGACUCUCACAAAGACACCAUCCGCAAGGCCAAAGAAAAGGACAGGCACCACCGCGAACAGCUAAAACAGCAAAAGGAAGAGUACAACGGGCUGUUGGAGCGUUUGGAGGAGAAGGUUGGUGAACGAGAUGGGCUGUUGACUAGACUGAGCGAGCUCGAGGAACUGCAGGCACAGAAAGAGGUGAGCACAGAGAAGGAAGUACAUGCUGAGCUGGAGACCAACGUUGCAGUGGAGAAGAUUGAGAAGCCAGCUGCAGGAGAUUGGGUCCAGGAAGACUGGGUGGACUUUGCAGCUCCUGAGAAUGAAGCACAACAACAACAAGGUGAUGAACCCAUUCCCAGUGCCGAGGAACCCUCUCAGCUACUUUCAGCUGACAUUGAGGCCUCAUUACAAGCUCUGAAAGAAGGGGUCCGGGCUGAGAAGGCAUCUUGUACAGAGUUGGAGGGCCAACUGCAGGAGAGCCAGGCUAGCCUGUCAGUCAGGGAAAGUGAGCUUCUAGUGCUGGGCGAAGAGCUGCAGGCACUGAGAGAGAAGGAGAGCCAGAUUGAACAUGUCUAUGAGGAGUUGGAGGCUCUGAGGGAGAAGUGUCUCCAGGCUCAGACCUAUGCAGAAGCUGUGAAAGCAGAGUUGGAGGCUGCGGCCAAGGGCGCCGCCUCAGGCUCUGCUGAGUCCACCAUUGCUAUCCUGCAGACAGAGGUGGAGGAAUUCAAGCAGUUCCUGAGCAACAAGAACGAUGAGAUCAUGGAACUUAGCCAGCAGCUGGGUGAGCAAAGCUCCCUCCUCCAGUCCAUGCAAGAGACAGUGUAUGAGAAGGACCAGUCGAUCGCCUCCCUGCAGGAAGGCCUGAGAGCAGAGAAGGAAAAGAGCCAGAGACUGGAGGCCGAGGUCCCCCAGAGGCAGAAGGAAGAGAAGGGCAGCGAGGCCAAGAUCCUGCAGCUUCAGCAGAAGCUCAAAGCUGCCCUUAUCUCCCGCAAAGAGGCCCUCAAAGAGAACAAAAGCCAGAAAGAAGAGUUGGCCUCCACUGAGAAAGUCAUCACUGAACUGCAUCAGAAGAUGGAGGCUAGAGAAGUCGAGCUGGAGAAGCUGAGAGCAGAAAGAGAGAGGCUGAUAGUGGAGAAUCAGAGCCUUGGAGGGUCCUGCGAGAGCCUCAAGCUGGCCAUGGAGGGUAUGCUGACAGAGAAAGACUUCUGUAAAAGAGAGGCAGAGUCUGCCAAAGAGGAGGCUGCCCGGGCAUGCAGAGAAUGGGAGGAGAAGGUGCAUGGGAUGAAGGAUGAGUAUGAGACUCUGCUAAAGUCCUAUGAGAACGUGAGUGAUGAGGCAGAGCGUGUGAGACGUGUGCUGGAAGCUGCUAGGCAGGAGAGGAAGGAGCUUGUUGCUAGAGCCAGGACCCACGAGGCAGCCAGGCAGGAAGCUGAACGGCAGAAAGAAGAGGCCCAGAAAGAGGUGGACACUGUCAAAGACAAGAUGAGGAAGUUUGCCAAGACCAAGCAGCAGAAGAUAAUGGAUUUAGAGGAGGAGAAUGAGAGUCUCAGAGAGAUGGAUGAAAAGAAAGGAAUAAGAAGGGAGGACAAGGCACUCAAAGGAGAACUUGAAAGACUCAAAGAGGAGUUUGAGGCUCUGAAAGCUGAUUUGAAUGCCACUAAGGCACAGAGGGACUCCUUAGAACAGCAAGUUGUUGAGGUGAGGGAACAACUAGCCCAAGAGCUAGAGAAAGGGGACAGAUUAGCUCCAGAUAAAAAACCCAGCUCUGAUGAUGUAGUGGAGGAGACUAUUGUUGCCCAGCAGUCUAGUACAGUCAUGACUAAAACUACCCAAGAGCCAGUUAAGAGCCAGCCUCAGGACAUAGAGACACAUAGUCAGGACAUAGAGUCUGAGGUAGCUGCACCUGAAACGCCCUCUGUUGAGAAGAUGGUGAAGACCGAAAUAACUGACAAUACACAGGCCCUAAUUGAUGAGAAAUUGAGCAAAAUGGAGGCAGCCCUACAGUCAGAGAGGGAACUGAGGCAACAGCGUGAGGCUGAACUCACUGCUGAGCUGGCCUCUCUGGAGCAGCGCCUUCAGGAGAGUAAAGAGAAGGAACAGACCCAGAGGGAGGAGCAGGUGAAGACGAACGUGUCUGAAAGUGAACUGACCGUAAAUGAGGGAAAACGGAGGGAAAUGGAGGCAGCCCUACAUUCAGAGAGGGAACCGUGGCAAGAGAGUGAGACUGAACUCAAGGCUGGACUAGCCUCUCUAGAGCAGCUCCUUCAGGAGAGUAAAGAGAAGGAACAGAGCCUGAUGGAGGAGAGCUCUAAAAGGGAAGCCCAACUCCAGGAGCUCCACAGCAGCCUGGAGGUAGAGAAGGACGACCUAGAGGAGCGUCUGAUGAACCAGCUGGCCCAGCUGAAUGGCAGCAUCGCCGGCUACCAGCAGGACGCGGCAGACAGCCGGGAGCGCCUUGCGGAGCUGCAGCGGGAGGUGGAGAGACUGGAGAGGGAGCGGGCUGAACUGGAAGUCCUGGCCGAGAGCGAGAGGGACCGGGCAGCCAGGCUGGAGGAGGACAAGAGGCAGGCCCAGAGAGAGAGGGCCGAGGCAGAGGCAGAGUCAGGGAAGCAGAGGGAGCUGGAGCAGCAGCUGAAGUCCGCCCAUAGGGUGAAAGAGGGCAGCCAGAGCCGGGCAAAGCAGCUGGAGGAGCUGCUGAGAGAGAAGCAGCUGGAGGUACGCCAGAUGCAGAAGGACUGCAUCCAGUACCAGGAAAGGAUCAGCGAGAUGGCCAGGGAGGGCAAGGCUUUGCAACUGGGCAGCAACGAGGUCCACAAAGAGCUUGGGCAAGUCUAUCUGGAGAGGACCAAAGUCACAGAUGCUUUGAGGAAGACUGAGGCUGAGCUAUCUAGCUGUAAAGCCCAGCUGGUUGAGGCCCAGACAGAGGCCAGCCAGGCCCAAGCUGAGAGGAGAGCCUGUGAGCAGACCGCUCUACAGAGAGAGGCUGAGUUGAAAGCAGAGGCAGAGCAGAGCCUGGACUCUGUGAGGUUCAGGCUGGGAGCCGAGCUGAAACAGAUUGAGCUGAGGUUGGAGGAGUCUUACCGGGAGAGGGAGAGAGAGGAGAAUGCCACCCGGGAGGCAAAAGAGCUGGCUGACACCGCUGAGAGACAGGCCCAGCAGAUGCAGGCCCGCCUGGAUGAGUCUCUGGCCCGACUGGCUGCCUUCUCGCGCUGUAUGUCCUCCCUGCAGGAUGACAGAGACCGCGUGCUGGAUGAGACCCGGCAGUGGGAGAGUCGCUUCAACAGCACCCUCCAGGGGAAGGAGGCCGAGGUGCGGGAGGGAGAGACCCGGUCCAGAGAUCUGGCUGAACAGCUGCAGAAAGAGACCGCACGGAGAGAAGAGCUACAGCUUACAGUGGACAGACUGCAGAAAGCAGACGAGCAGUGGCAGCUGAAAUGGGAGCAGGAAGAGAAGAGGCUCCGUGAGAACCAGGCUGCCCUGGAGCAGGAGAGGGGGGAGCUUCAGAAGUCCCUAGCCCAGACCGAGACCUCCCUGGCUGACGCUCGCGCCCAGCUGGCCUCCCUGGAGAGCGAGGCGGAGGGGCUCCGCCACAGAGCCCAGGCCCUGGAAGAGGUAGUUGGGAAGCUGCAGGGAGAGACCAACGAGUUCAGGUCUCAGCUGAAGGAGAGGGAAGCAGAGGGGAGGAGGCUGGGCCUGAGCGUGGAACAACUGGAGACAGACCUGCGCUCCUCCAAGACCCUGACAGAGAACCUGCAGACAGAGCUGAGUGAGAAAGAGAGGAGAGAGGUAGAGCUGCUGGGGGAGAAGGAGCAAGCCGUGACACAGGCUGCAGAGGAGGCCAGGAGGGAGGCUGACGCCAGGGCCCAGGAGGCUGAGAAGGAGCUGGAGGAGAGGAGAGAGGAGGUGCGGGGUCUGGAGGACCGGCUGCAGAAGGCAGAGGAGGAGAGCAGCCACAGCAAAGCCAGGCUGGACGCCUUCACCAAGGCCAUGGGCUCUUUACAGGACGACAGAGACAGAGUACUUGGCAUGUACAAACAGCUGGAGGAGAAACAUCUGCAGGUGAUGAUGGAAAAGGACGCUCUGAUCCAGGAGGCUGCUGCGGAGAAUAACAGUCUGAAGGAGGAUCUGCGCUCACUAUUGGUCCAGAGGGACGACCUCCACGCAGAGAAGGCCAAGCUAUCUGCCCAGCUCCACAGCUACAGGGACGACCUUACCCAGGUCCUCACCAUGAAGGAGUCCCAGCACAAGCAGCUCUUGUCCGGCCAGCUGGAGCGCAUCGCUACCCUGGAGAAGGAGAGAGAAGAGCUAGGGACUAAGAUCAAGAGCCUGGAGGGAGGGGAGGCUUUCGUUCAGGCGGUGGAGAGGGAGGCCCUCAGCCAGGCUGGUGAUAGUAGAAACAGGCAGGUGAGAGACGCUCCCGGGGCGGAGGUAGAGAAGCUGAGGGAGCAGCUGCAGGCUGCCAGGGCCCAGGUGGAGAGCCUGGAGGAGAGCCUUGCCAAGGAAAGAGAGGUGCAGGAGGCUCGGCAGAAGGAGCUGAAAGAACUGCGUUGGGAGGGAGGGGUGACGCGGACGGAGUCGGAGACAGCGGCCGAGAGGGUGGCCGAGCUGGCCCGAGACCUGCUGACCACGGAGCAGAGGCUGCUGGAGGAGAGGGAGGUGGCCGGCCAGCUCCGGGCCCAGAACCAGGCGUUCGGCCAGGCCAUGGCAUCACUGCAGGGCAGCAGGGACCAGGCACUCAGCCAGGCCCAGGAGCUCAGCCUCAGACUGGAGGAGAUGAGCAGGGCAGGGGGCCAGCAGACACCCACCACGGGCCAUGGAGGAUCCACUGCGGAGGUGUGGGGACUGAAGAACGCCCUGUCAGCCCUGCAGAACGACAGGGAGAGACUGUUGGAACAGCUGCAGCAGCAGCACUCAGAGCUCACUCGACUGGGAGGAGGAGAGCUGUCUAGACUCAGCCAGGAGCUAGAGGAGGAGAGGAGGAGGGCUGAGGAGAUGGUGGACAGGAUGAAGGAGCUGGACAACCUGAGGCAGAGGGAGAACCAGGAACUAGACAUUCUCAGGCUGGAGCAGGUUGACUGGCAGGCCCAGGCAGAGCUUCUGAAGCACCACAAAGCCCAAACCACCGGAGGAGGAACACCACCAGAGGAACACCACCAGAGACAGGCACCUGUUGAGGCAGACCUGUCAUCUAAAGUAGGGGUCCUUCAAUCAGAGAGUGGCCCGCUGAAUGAUCUUCAGCUCUCGCAGGUGUUUGAGGAGAACCGCCAUCUCUCCUCCCAGUUCCAAGGCAGUUCCCAGAGGCUGGAGGAGGCUGAGAGCCGCUGCACUGCCCUCCAGAGGCAGCUCCAGGAACUGCACGAAGACAAGCGCAAGAGGACAGGGGAAGUGGACAGUGCCCCCGGAGCUCCUCAGCAGUACAGUGGCCCUUCAGAGAGCGAGAGCCUCAGGGUGGAUUUUAAAGAGCUCCAGCGCAGACUGGAUGAAGAGCAGCAGUAUCGGGUGGUUGUGGAGGAGCAGCUAAUGGCCGCCCAGGACCGCCUCAAACUGAUCAACCAGGGUGAAUGGCAGUCGGCCCACGAAGGGCAGUUCUCUGUUUCUGAGGCAGCUGUCCUCAUUGAGCCACCAGGAGGCUCUGUCACCCGAAUUCGGCGCAGCAGUGGGCCAGGCCUGAUGAGAAUACUGCGCGUGGCCUUCUGCUCUCGCCAGCGCACACCCCUGCUGGUGUCCCUCUACCUGCUCACCGUGCACGUGCUGCUACUGCUCUGCCUGGGGGGUUACGUUUAGGACCCCCUCCACCCCUUAGAGAGUGAGAGAGGAGAGAGAUGGAGAGAUAACGGACAUGUGACACAGAACUACCCACCCCCUCUCCAAGACAGAUAUCAUACUACUGUUACAUUCAAUAGUGUAGAAUCGGAGAAGACUCGUUACACACACACACACACACACACACCAUGCACUUUUGAUACAACAACAAAAAUAACAGAAGUGUGUCUUAGCCUGUUAACCAAAGUGAAUAGUUUUUUUAUGUACUGGGUGUUAAAAACACCCUCUGCCAUCAUUGAUUUGAUUCAAUAUUUAACAUGUUACCGUUAGCGUACAUGAUCAGUCAAAUGUUAUUGUAGAGGAAAUGAGAAGCAGUAUUGCACUACCUCAGAACUGUUGUUUAUUAGACUUCUAUAAAGGGACGUGGAUAUUAUGCAUCUUUAAAUGUACCUGGGGGAACUAACAUGAAAUGACACUGUACAGUAGAUUUACACGGUGUUUCGUUUUUCAGCCAGUUUUAUAUUAGUGGUGUUUUAGGUGCCUUUAAAUGAGGAGAAUAAAGGGUCACUUCAUGUUUGGAUGGAGGGAGGGUUAGGAUUUGUGGAUCUGUUCAGAUCUCUCUCUCCUAUGUUCUCACGUACAAUGGACACCAACUGAAACGUGUACAACCUGCUAUGACUACAUUCCCACAACCAUCUAUUUAUUUUCUUUUUCUUCCUUAUUUUUCCUCUCAUUUUCUCUUUAAUUAAAGAGAGAGCACUGUCAAUGGCAUAUUUGACUCCUGUAGUAUUUGUAUGUCGUAUGUCCAGUAUGUAUGUACUGGAUGUAUGUAUUGAAUGUGGGUUAUCCAAUCAAUUCCCCAAUUUCUGCCAUUGUUGCAUGGAUAACGGUUUUAUUCUAUAGAUUUUAUGGCAGAUUCAUUUGCCAUUCUGGUGUACUGUUGUCCAUUCCAGAUGAAAUCGUGUAGGUAUUUUUUCUGUGACACUACAGAUAAUGUCCAUCCAAUCUAUGAUUCCUAUAAUUUAGCAUUAUUUAUUGCUUACGCAUUCAAACCGCAUAAUCUACUACAAUGUAUGGUGAACACAAUACUGCUGGGAAAAAUGACUAGUCAAAAACGUAUUCUUGUUGUCUGUUGUUCCACUACACAUCUUGUAACUCAUUUUUCCUCUGUUACCUUCUAUUGUAAAUGACCUUGUACUGUGCUGUAUAGAUUGAAUUGUGAUGAUGAUGAUGAUACGUGUUUUUCAGAACAGCCCACUGAGAAAUAUAGGGCUAGAUGUGUACCAGUUAUUCUCAAAGGGACCAGUUGGAACAUAACGGGUGAAAAGACGAGACGAAAAAUGGGAAUUACACAUGAUUCAUGACCUUAUGAAAAUAACUGCUGCAAAGUAAAUCUGAUGUCAUAUCUCUGUA